AAGAUUUCCAAGAAGGCCGCAAAACUACCAACGCCAUCUCCAUCCCCCGAACUCGAGCCUUCCCAUCUGGAGGAUCAAGACGGUUCUGAAGUAGAGAACUCAGAUGAGGAAGACGUUCAUCUUCACGGCUUUUCCACCGAUGAAGAUUCCUCUGACGAAGACAUGGACGGCGACGUCGAUGGCAUCGAUGUUGGCAAAUUGCCAACGAUUGCUAGGGAUGAUGCAACCGUAAAGCGGAAACUGCAAAAGGCGAAACGCCAACCGACAGAAGACAGAGGAGUAGUCAGUCUCAGUCGGCUACCUCACGGGUUCUACGAGAACCAGCUGAAGGCAUACUUCGCACAAUUCGGAAACGUUACUCGCGUGCGGCUCUCCAGGAACAAGAAGACUGGUCGCUCGAAGCACUAUGCUUUCGUUGAGUUCGAUUCAUCGUCUGUCGCCCAGAUCGUCGCAGAGACGAUGGACAACUACCUCCUUCUGGGCCAUAUCCUCAAGUGCUCUGUAAUUCCAAAGGACACCAUACAUCCCGAACUGUGGAUCGGUGCAAACCGCAAAUGGCGUGUUGUCCCACGGGAUCGUAUCGCGCGCGUCCAGCACAACAAGCCUCGCACAGAAGACGAACAGCAAGUUGCGGAAAAGAGACUGGUCAAACGGCAGUCGGAGCGCAAGCGCAAGCUGGCGGAGGCCGGCAUCGACUACGACUUUGAUAAAGUCGCAUAUGUGCGUUUUUCUUCCUACUUUGAAUUUGUUAGCUCACUGCUCUCGGAUGUGUGUGCAUAG
This is a messenger RNA of Heterobasidion irregulare TC 32-1, 780 nucleotides long. RefSeq lists its product as uncharacterized. The transcript is spliced from 4 exons. Gene Ontology annotation, molecular function: RNA binding. The annotation marks the transcript as partial. Gene Ontology annotation, biological process: maturation of LSU-rRNA from tricistronic rRNA transcript (SSU-rRNA, 5.8S rRNA, LSU-rRNA). Lineage: Eukaryota; Fungi; Basidiomycota; Agaricomycetes; Russulales; Bondarzewiaceae. Gene Ontology annotation, cellular component: nucleolus. The record is from RefSeq and is a predicted model, not a curated record.